AUGCACAGUCUGAAGAUACUCUUCACCAGAGAAAGCAAAGCACAUGUGAAAGCUGUUGCAGCUGCACAUAAAAAGAUGUAUCGUAAAGACAUUACAGACUCUAUCAAGAAAUCCAGCUGUGGUGAUGCUGAGAAAGCUUUAUUGGCCAUUGUGGCAGCCUUGCAAAACCAGACAACAUUUAAUGCAAAAUGUUUGAAAGACUCUAUGAAAGAUAUUGGAACACAAGAAAGACACCUGACAAGGAUAGUUGUUUCUCAGUCUGAGCUGGACCUUCCUGCCAUCAAAGGAAAAUAUCGCAAACUCUAUGAACAUUCCCUCAGAGAAGAUGUGGAGAAAGAGACCAGUGGAGACUAUCAGAAGGCUUUACUACGAAUAAUUGAUAAAGUUGAUGAAAAAGACCCUGAGGAUGAUGAUGAUGAUGACAAUACCCCACCUUCAGAACCAGACAAGAAAGCUGAUCUGGACGAAGAUGCAAAACAACUGUACCAGGCCAUGCACAAAGUUGGUACAGAUGAAGACACAAUUGUUGAUGUCAUUGUCAAGAACUCCAAUGAUGACAGACAGGAGCUGAAGAAGAGAUACCAGGAACUUUAUAAUCAGGAUCUCAUCAAAGACUUGAAAUCUGAGCUGACUGGUGACACGGAACAGCUUGUCCUGUCAUUGAUGAAGCCACCAGAUGAGUUUGAAGCUUAUUGUCUGCACGAAACUGUCACUGAUGCUAGCAGAGAUGAUUCCUUUUUGAUUGGGGCCAUUUGCUCAAAGAACAAAAAUGAGCUCAAGCAUGUCAAAGAUCUGUAUAAGCAAGUCUACAAGAAUGAUCUGGAACUGGACAUUGUGAUGGCCACCAGUGGAGAUGUCCGAGAGCUUCUGCUGCAGCUGGUCAGUGGCAGGAGAGAACAGACUACAGCUGUCAACACGGCCCGUGCUGAAGACGAUGCAAAAGCCAUACAUGAGAAACCAACAGCAGCAACCCUGAGAAAGAUUUUUGUAGAAAACAGCUGUAACCAAGUGAAUGCCAUUGCAGAAGCUCACAAAAAGCUUUAUAAAGAAGACGUCAUCAACUCACUAAAGAGAGCAAAUUGUGGGGACACUGAUGAUGCAUGCAUUGCUAUUGUGAAAGCCCUGAAAGACCAGAGCAGUUUCUUCGCGGAGAUGAUCAAUGAGUCUUUGAAGAACAAUGGCAGCAACAAAAAACAGCUGACAAAUAUCCUAAUUGCCAGAUCUGAGAUUGACCUACCGGCUAUCAAGACAAAAUAUGAACAGCGCUACGGAAAAUCUCUCAAGCAGGAUAUUGACAGCCUUAGUGAUGACAAAUACAAGAAAAUUCUAAUCAAAAUUAUUGAUAAAUAA
Messenger RNA from Candidula unifasciata, 1350 nucleotides. NCBI's taxonomy places the organism in Eukaryota, Metazoa, Mollusca, Gastropoda, Stylommatophora, Geomitridae. The record is from the annotation of a GenBank genome assembly.